Molecule: messenger RNA, 2292 nt
Organism: Cuscuta europaea
Lineage: Eukaryota; Viridiplantae; Streptophyta; Magnoliopsida; Solanales; Convolvulaceae
Source: the annotation of a GenBank genome assembly
CGCACAAUACGUUCGAAGUUUAAACCCUAGCCCCGACUUCCUGUAGAAUCUCCCAAUCGAAUACCUAUUUUUCAAUCUCCGUACGCUAAUUCUACACCGCAGAUACGUAUAUAUAUACGUCGCCGGCCGUUUGUUGGGCGGAAGUUUGUAAUUUUCCGACGAGCGCGUUACGUCUGCGGCAUAUCAGUUCAUGUUUUCAACUCAGUGAAACCUACCAAUUUAGCUUUGCUGGUGCAAUUCAUGGUGUCUGCGGCUUUAGGUGGUCGCAAUGAACUAAAUUGGACUCAAUCCGGUGAACUAAUGGGGAGAGUCCCACACACUCGCCCUCAUUUGAAAUCUAACUCUAAUUCGAAUCCAAAGAAGAAACAGAAGCAAUCGCAUCCGGUAGUUAACGGCUCCCACAAUGAUGACGCGUAUUUAUUCAAUCAACCGCUGAAGGAUUCGAAUGGCGUCAAUCUGGGAAACUCUCAAACGUACAACAUCCAAUCGUACACCAAGUCCGAGCUAGUUGAGCUUAGGAAGCGCCUGAUUGCGGAGCUUGAGCAGGUCCGAAACCUUAGAGAGCGAAUUGAGUCGGGUCAAUUCAGCACCAGCACUGCUAAACCAAGACAUCCAGGGAAGUCUAAGAAAUUGUCUGGGAACGAGAAGAUAUCAAAUGGUUUAAAUAGUAUGAAUGCUGGUCUAGUUCGUGGUGGCAUUGGUGUUAUAGAGAUGGGGAAUAUGAUGAAGGAAUGUGGGCUAUUGUUGAAGAAGCUAAUGAAGCAUAAAAUUGGCUGGAUUUUCAAUACUCCUGUAGAUGCUGCAGCCAUGGGUCUUCACGAUUAUCAUCAGAUUGUUAAGAAGCCAAUGGAUUUUGGCACUGUGAAAUCGAAUUUGUCAAAGAAUAGCUAUCCGACUCCAGUUGAGUUUGCUGCUGACGUGAGGCUGACUUUAAACAAUGCGUUGCUGUACAACCCUAAAACGGAUCAAGUUCAUGGAUGGGCUGACCUUCUCCUCUCCAAAUUUGAAGAGUUAUUUAGACCUAUACAAGAUAAGAUUUCUAAAUUUGCGCCUGAAAGAAAGGUAAACUUAGGCAAUGACGAGCUUCAUAACAGUUAUAGGAAUCACAUUCCCGUCUCUGAAAUUUCUAAGAUGCCAAAGGCUGUUCCAAUCCCACGAGUCUCAAAGAAGCAAGAGAUAUUGCCAAGUCAAUCGAGUGCUUCAACACAUUCUGUUCCACCACCUCAAAUCCACCCGCCCUCACCUGUGGAUCAGCCAAUUCAAGAAAAAGUGGCAAUUGUGAAACAGCUAAAGCAAAGGACUAAAAGUACAAUCAAAAGGGAGAUGACUAUGGAGGAAAAACAUAAACUUGGAUUUGGGUUGCAGAACUUACCUGAAGAUAAGAUGCCACAGUUGGUACAAAUUAUAAGAAUGAGGAAUGGGAACAUGGCUGAAGAUGGUGAUGAAAUUGAGCUGGACAUUGAGGCUUUAGACACAGAGACACUCUGGGAGCUUGAUCGCUUUGUAAACAACUGUAGAAAGGUGGAGAGCAAGACAAAAAGACAAGCUUUUGAUAAUUCUGUUCCUACUUCCAAUGCUGUUGAGGCUGCUGUAGUUGAUAAGAAUGAUACAGUGGAAAAUAAUCCCAAACUUGUUGAAUUUGGGGAAGAAGACAUCGAUAUAGGUGAUGAUAUGCCUGAUGUCAGCUUUACCCCUGUUGAAAUCGAGAAGGAAGACGUCGUUGCUUCCCGAGAGCCUGAUAACCACAGCAGUAGCUCUAGCAGUGAAUCAUCUUCUUCUAGUGGUUCUGAUUCUGGAAGUUCUUCUGGUAGUGACUCAGAUCAUGGUGAUGCACAGUCGUGACUCUCUCAGCUCUGAUUAGUCUGAGGUUGCAUUGGGCUUCACCGCUUGAGCAUCUUGUUUGCUUCUCCCGCUUUAUUCCUUCUCUCUGUGUGGUGUUAUCAAGCAUGGAAGAUGGGAAUUUCCAGAUUGACAAUUAACGCGGAAAGUUGAAAAUGUAAAUGCAAUGCUUAUGUUGGCAUCCCUUACUCGAAGAACUUUGCAGGGCAGUUGAAAUAUGAAACAAAGAUAAUGAUUUUGUAUACUUAAAAAGAUGUAAUACCCUACUUUAAAAGCCUUGUUUUUUAAACGUUACUUUUCUAUAAAUGUAUUUCUUUGAUGUACCCGUUUUUGUUCCCUUUGUUGCAACGCUCGUUCUAAUCAUAUCCGCCUCUCGAAGAAGGGUUGUUUAUAACGACUCUUUUUAUAUCAAUUUUCGUUUAUAAAAUUUCAUGGUUUAGAAGUAGCGCAAAG